AUGGCACAGUUGCUAACUGUGCGGCUGAACAAGUCCGACCAGCAGCCACUGGGAUUCCGGCUGCAGGGCGGGAAAGACUUCGGCACACCGCUAGUUGUCCAAAAGGUGAAUGGCGGCAGCGCGGCUGAACGCGCGGGGCUGCAAGCUGGCGAUGCGGUUAUCCGCGUCAACAAUACCGACGUGUAUAACCUGCGCCACCAGGAGGCGCAGGACGCCAUCCGCGCCGCCGGCACUGCCUUAGAGCUCACAGUGCAGCGUGGCGGCAACACUUGGCGGCCAACAGUGACUCCGACAGGCAGCCUGCCGCGGCCUGGCACUAGGCCGUUAGGCGCCGCACCCGCGCCGGUAACCAGCACCAGCCUCAAGGCCACGCCCCAACCUAACCGCAACUUCGGCUCCGGACACAACAACGUCGCUAAACCCUUCGGUUACAUGAACGGCACGGACUCUGGCAAGGGGCUGGUGAACAAGCAGUACAACAGUCCUGUAAACAUGUACAGCGACAAGACCAUCGCCGAGACCCUCUCCGCACAAACUGAAGUGUUGGCUGGCGGCGUUCUCGGGGUCAAUUUCAAGAAGAAUGAGAAAACUUACGACGCGGAAAAGAGCGCAGUUUUUAAGGUUUUGCAAGAGGAGCAGAACGACCCUGAGCCAGAGAUGGGCGGAGCGCCAGCGCCCGCGCCCGUGUCCCCCGCGCCGGUGUCGGGGCUGCGCCACGUGUCCGCGCCCGUGGCUAAGCCCGACGCGCCGCUCAACACCGGCGGCCUGCCGCCCGGUCAGAACAUUUGCGAGGAGUGCGAACGUCUCAUCACAAUUAAUAUUGUGAUGGAUUGUUGCGGGUCGGCAGAGGCGUGUCAGUUUUACUCGCGCGCGAGCGUGUGCCGCGCCGGCUCGUCGAGCGCGGUGCACGUGCCGCACGCACGCGCUCUCUCCCCGAGAGUGGAGGUGUCGCCGGUCCCGCGGCUCUUGGCGACCCUGCCGACGGCGCCGCAGCCCAUGGCGACCCAGCCGUCGACGCCGCGGCACCUGAUGCCGGAGCCGGCGCACCGCCCUAGUCUGCCGCUGAGUCUGGCGCCACACCACCCUGCCGCGGUCACUACCGAAACUCCUCUCUGCUCCGACUGUACUCGCCACAUUACCGGGGUGUUCGUGCGCAUCAAGGACAAAAACCUACACGUGGAGUGCUUCAAGUGCUCGACGUGCGGCUCCUCCCUGAAGAACCAGGGCUACUACAACCUGAACGGCAAGCUGUACUGCGACAUCCACGCCAAGCUCGUGGCGCGCCAAAACCCGCCCGCGCCCAACCUCGAGCCUGUCACCGUGCCACCUGGCGGCCGAGUUCCAACAAACACGUAUUCAACACCCCUGCCUCCGCUCGCCACCAACAACUACACCAAUGGCAAUUCCUCUAUGUUCAGCCCGUCCAGCAACCUGUCGAGCUCAGGUCCGAAACCGUUCGGUUCAUCGUUGGGGUCCGCCUACUCGCCGUCGCUGUCACCGCGCUCGGCGCCGCUGUCGCCCGCGCGCCCGCUCGCCGCGCCCGCUGCCGCCCCCGCACCAGCCCCCGCCCCCGCCCCCGCCCCCGCCACCUUCGCACCUGCGCCCAAUUCUUUUCAUUUAUUUUCUUCCUCCCCAUUUCUAAUCUUUGUGAAUAAUCAAAUACUAAUAGCACAAAAUGUAAAAAGUAUUAUAUGGCCACCGCCACCGAACCCCCCCGAAGAUGAUUUAACUGACAUCAGACAGAAAUCUAUUGAUGGAACAUUCGCGCAAGAUAAUAAAGAUGUAUAUUCUAAAAAUGAAAGUGCGCUAAAAUCAGAGAUGUUAAGUAAUCAAAAAAGUUGUUCUGAGACAGUAUCGUCUGAGCAAACGGCUUUAUCUUCCAACGUGUCCUUCAAUGCUGCCACCAUGUCCACGGCCACAACCACAUCGUCACAGUCCUCAUCGAUGGUUCAGUCUGUGCAGUCCGGUCUUAUACAAGAAACCAAGAGCAGCAUUCAGUCCUUUACAGAACACGCUUCAUCUCAAAAUCAAAGCAUAUGCGUUUACGAAUCGCAGAUAAAUCCAAAAGGAUUUAUUCCAUUACCAUUUGAUGAAAAGUUGGAAAAUAUGAUCAAUAACACUAAGUUAGCAAAUACUAUAGAGGAGUCGUCUAUAUCGGAAACAUUUAUGAAAACACAUUCGAAGCAGGCUUCUAUUUUUAAUGAGGAAAAGUGCAUUACAAAUGUAGGAUUAGAUAAGCCUCGAAUUAAAAGUGAAUUAGUACCAGAGAAAGGUACAAAACAAAGUUUACAGCAAACGACUACCAAACAAUCAGAAGCUGGCUCUAAUGUGAAAAGUAACUUUGAGACCCAGAUACAUUUAGAAUCGAAAGAGAAAAAGAUUAAAAAUAAUAUUACAGGUUCUAUGACAGAAGCUUUAACAAUAGCUCCCGAGAGAUCAUAUUCACCUUUACCUUCGAUUCAAACAUCCGACCUACUGAGUGUUAACACAAGUCACGUGCAAUCUUUAUCAGAAAUGUCAAAUGUAAACACCCAGUCAAAUAAGUCAAAUACACUGGAGCAACAGAUAACACGUGAAAAUCCACCAAAAGUUGAUCAUAAACCAUCCAAAGUGUCAGACAAAAAAGCAAUUCAAUCACAAUCAUCUGUGGAGCAGCGGUCUCAAUCAAACCGUCAGAAAAGUAUUUCUUCUAAGAAUGGGGAACAAAAACCGUCUAAUAUGCGCGGUUCCCUAAGAGAUGCACUAACAAUAGCUCCAGAUAGGCCAUAUAAUCCUCUAGGCUCCGCAACUUUACAAAAAUAUCACAUAUCUCCCUAUACAGACACUAAUGCAGUGCCAGAUUUUCAAUCUCACAGCGAGACGGAAAAUAAAUUUGAAUCUUGCCACCUGAAAAAAGCUAAUCAACCAAAGCAGAACACCAAGGAAAUACAAUCAUCAUCAGAAUCACGCUCAGCAUUUAAACAGGUGGCCAAACAAGUAUUUCCGCCGCCGACACCUGAAGAAUUUGCAAACCUUUCUAAUUUACCCACGGAAACUGGUAGAAAUCAAUCAAGGAUUGAACAAAACACUCAAGGAAGAUAUGAAAUGAUGAAUGCUCAAAUAGAAUCAGAUCAUAUCACUGCUACAACUACUAGCAAUAUGAAUUUACAAGGCUUUUCAUCUGUUAAAACAGCACAAAACUAUUUCGAGCAACGGAAUAAAACAGAGACUUCGACUUUAACUUCUAAUAAGCCAACUUUCUGUACUCAAAUUUCGGAUAGUAUGAUUUGUUCUAAUUCAAAUGCUUCGCAAGUUGUUUCACAUAGUGCUGGCAUACCGGAAUAUCAGAACACACCGUCGACAACAGCAAAAGUAAAACAACCGGGCCAUCAAGUACAACCCAUGCCAAAGGAUAAUCUGCCCUGUCCUGUUUUUCAGCCAGUCGUUGACGAGGCAUCUAGAAGUUCUCCCGUCCGAAGUCGACCUACUACACCCAGUUUAAUUAAUAAGCCUGCUCCUAUUAUUCCUCAUUAUCAAAUGAAUCUAGUUACAGUAGAACAUACUGCUCCAAAAAGUCAGGUGUAUGAACCAUCGAGUACUGAAGCCAGUCGUUCGUCGACACCUAUGUUAAGGUCACGUUCACCUGGUCAAGGGCUUCAAUCCACCAAUUUAAAAGCUCACGCGCCUCGUAUUAAAGACACCACCUCACAGAUGCAACAAGGACCGCGUCUAAUGCAGGAAAAUGUAAAAACAGACUAUGAGAACAACCAAAGAGAUUUUCAAACAAGCGUAUGUUCAACAUUCAGUGCACAAAGAGCUCCAGAAAAAUCAGUUGUCCACGAAUCGAGAGUUUCAAAAUCAGGACAUCAAAUAGAAAAAUAUGACAACGAAAAUCUUAGUUUCAAGGAGGAUUCUAUGAUUAAUCAAAAUUAUGGACAAAAACAGAUGCAGUCGCAAAAUGUGACCGAAUAUGGAAAUACAACGGUACACACAUCGAAAAAAACGUUUGAAGAAUUUGAACAAAUGCAAACGGCUAAGGUCAUAGAAAUUACAAAGGGGGGUUCGAUUUCCUGCGACUCUUAUCAACAACAAAUCGAUUCUAACAUUCGACCAUCUAACAACUCCAGACAAGUAUUUCCGCCGCCUGUAAUGAAUUUACAAGCCAUUCACGAAACUUUACCCCCUAACACCACUAAUGAAUCUGUCGUUUCCGCUAUCAGACCAUCCGAGUUUUAUAAACCACAUCCUUCAAUUUCUGGUGCUAACCAAGUUCCAGUGUGUGAUCCUACCCCGUCGACAGGUUCGAGUGUAGGAGGCGCCGCUCGUGGCAAAACAUUCGGGGUCUCGUCCGCGCCCAAACGUGGCAGGGGAGUUUUGAACAAAGCCGUCCUGCCGGGUUCUCGUGUGCCCCUUUGCGGUUCCUGCAAUGGGAACAUUAGAAUAUCGCUUUGUAUAAAUGUUUGUGUUUUGUUUUUUCUAACAGUUAACGAUACGCAGAUUCACGGAAGUCCGGCUAAGACUGAAUUCAAAAGCCAAGCUGAGGAGAGACUUAUAAGAAAAAUGGCAAAAAUGGCACUUAACGGAUACGAAAUAGGAAUUCAAAGGAAAAUAAAACCCGCCGACCAUAUUCAGAGCAUGGCGAAUAAGAUUCAAGACACCGUUGUAACCAAACAUCCUCUCAAUUCAGACACUAUUUCAUCGGAAAACAAUAGUCGCGAAAAUACGUUACGAAGACCGUUGAACAAAAGCUUCGAUGAUGUUUGUAAAACACCUGAAAAUAAUUUCCUUAAUAAAAACACAUCGUCACCAUUGUUUAUUGAUGAUAACAAUGGUUAUCCUCCUGUACCUCCUCCCAUACCCAACACUCCCGUACCUGCAUUCGAUCCUCCGAGCCCCACAAUCUUAAAUACAUUGAAUACGCACACACCAAAGAAACAAACCGAUUAUCCAUUGAAAAAUUCCGACACUAAUUUAUUGACAUUAAGCAUACUGCAAUCACUGAACAAUUCCGAGAAAUCGUCAAAUGGAAGCGACUAUUCCAGCAGCGAUGACAUGUAUAAAGAUAAGUCUGAAAUUAACAUAAGCAAUGGUAAUACCUUACGAAAGAAGUCUAGUUUUGAAAAGUCUUCGUUCCUCGAUGGAAUGAAUACCCUAAAUCAAGAUGUAUACAAGACGGAAGUAAAAAAUGAAAACAGCUUUUCCAAUACUUUAAGCAAACGUAAACUGUUCGAAAAGAUUGAGGAUAUGAAUCAUUCGGAUGAAAUAAAAAGCAAACCAACCAACGGUUGGUCUGAACUUAACCAAACGAAUUCUCUUCGCAAAUCUCCUACAGUGGAGAACGGUAAAAACGAUAUAAAAGGUACGGAAGAAUAUGCAAAGAAAUUGCCUAACAAUUUGUACGACAACACACUUUAUGCAUUUAAAUCUCCUAAAGUGGACAAUAACGUAGCAAAUAGCAUCGAAAAUGGUAACAACGAUGAAUCUAAAACAGACAAUACAGAAACUGAAACAGUGGUGAAACGCAGGGAGAAAAAGAAAUUAAGAAACGAUGACGGUCGUAGAGAUUCUCGUAUUGUUCAACGUCCAUUGAGUACGAUGACGUCAGUGGAUGUAGCCGAAGGACAGUAUCCGGUCUGCCACAUUUGUGAGAAAGCUAUAACAAGGGGUCCAUUUAUAACCGCGUUGGGCCGCAUCUGGUGCCCGGAGCACUUCGUGUGCGUGAACGCGACAUGCCGCCGCCCACUGCAGGACAUCGGCUUUGUAGAGGAGGGCGGCCAGCUCUACUGCGAAUUCUGCUUCGAACAGUACAUCGCGCCCGCUUGCGACAAGUGUCAUGCCAAGAUCAAGGGCGAUUGUUUGAACGCGAUCGGAAAACAUUUCCACCCGGAGUGCUUCAACUGCGUGUACUGCGGCAAGUUAUUUGGUAACAAUCCGUUCUUCUUAGAGGACGGCUUGCCAUACUGUGAAGCAGACUGGAACGAGCUUUUUACAACGAAAUGUUUCGCUUGCGGCUUCCCCGUGGAGGCGGGCGACAGGUGGGUCGAGGCGCUCAACAAUAACUACCACAGUCAGUGCUUCAACUGCACGGUGUGCAAGAAGAACCUCGAGGGACAGAGUUUCUUCGCCAGAGCGGGUCGACCCUAUUGCAGAAUACACGCCCGCUAACGAUCUCCAACCGAUAAUGUACAACUCUGACACUGUUUACUCCACCACUGUAUUCCGACCCGUCUCUCUUUCUCCAUCUAUAUUCCCUGACACAGAAACACCGCCGCCGCAACGGACGAGGAAGUUGGAAACGCCCCUCCACUUCGAUGGAGGGCUGUUUUCCGACAUAAGAAGCUCGGAUGGCAAGUUACUUAGCAAAGUAACAGUCGAUCGAAUGCAUAGUUCUACGCGACGCGACGUAGUCGACACGCCCCAUGUGUCGGAGACAAGCGAUGCGCUCGGCAAUAAGGACUACGUUGAUGAUAUUGUCAAAACUGAAACUAUCACCAACGAAGAUGUCUUUAAAGUAAAAUUCACACCAGUUUCCUAUGAGUUAGACGGUCCGCAGCAAGCUACAAAAUUAUCACUUGAACGACCGCGAACACCGGUUAUACGUCCAACACUUAUUGAUCGACCAAUAACGCCUCUAAAUGUUCCAAUGACACUCUUUGAUCGUCCAA
Papilio machaon (common yellow swallowtail) is the source of this 6644-nucleotide messenger RNA. RefSeq names its product PDZ and LIM domain protein Zasp (gene Zasp52). Bases 1 to 6144 code for a protein of 2047 amino acids. Gene Ontology annotation, cellular component: Z disc; adherens junction; stress fiber. The record is from RefSeq and is a predicted model, not a curated record. Gene Ontology annotation, molecular function: actin binding; muscle alpha-actinin binding. Gene Ontology annotation, biological process: muscle structure development; actin cytoskeleton organization. NCBI's taxonomy places the organism in Eukaryota, Metazoa, Arthropoda, Insecta, Lepidoptera, Papilionidae. The transcript is spliced from 16 exons.